AUGGCUUCGGCAACAGUCCCCAGGAAGCUCUGGGAGCACCCAGAUCCCAAGAGCACAGCCAUGUACAAGUUCAUGCAGCAAACCUUCCAGGACCUGCACCAGUACAGCAUCAGCCAGCGCUCCGCGUUCUGGUCGCAGAUCUUUGACUCGUCGGGCUACAUCUACGAGGGGAGCUACGACCGGCCGGUCGACGAGUCGGCGCCCAUCGACGCCGUGCCGCGCUGGUUCGAGGGCGUCCGCGUCAACUUUGCCGAGAACAUGCUCUACCCCAACGCCAACGCGCCCGGCUCCAAGAGGGACGCCGACGUCGCCGUGACGUCGGUGCGCGAGGGCGGCGGCGAGCUGCGCGAGGCCACGUGGGGCGAGCUGCGCGCCGAGGCGGCCAAGGUCGCGGCCGCGCUGGCGGCGAGGGGGCUCGAGAGGGGCGACCGGGUCGUCGUCGUCGGGGCCAACAGCGUCGAGACGCUGCUCGUCUGGCUGGGCACGAGCUGGCUGGGCGGCAUCUUCAGCAGCAGCUCGACGGACAUGGGCGUCACGGGGAUACUGCAGCGGGCGGUGCAGGUCAACCCCAAGUUGGUGUUUAUGGACGACUCGGCCAUCUACAACGGCAAGACCAUCGACCUCCGCGACAAGAUGACCGAGGUCAUGAACGGCAUGAAGGAGUGCAGCAACCUGUCGGGCAUCAUCUCGGUGCCGCGCUUCGCCAAGGCCAAGGACGUCUCGCGCGUGCCCCGGGCCGAGACCUGGGCCUCCUUCCUGGGCGGGCGCGAGGCGGGCGCGCCGCCGCCGCCGCCGUUUGUGCGCAUCCCCUUCUCGGACCCGUACCUCAUCUGCUACUCGUCCGGCACGACGGGCAUGCCCAAGGCCAUCGUGCACUCGGUCGGCGGCUGCAUGGUCAACUACUUCAAGGAGGGCCACCUGCACGAGCGCGUCUCGCGCGACACCGUCGCGAUGCAGUACACGACGACGGGCUGGAUCAUGUACGUCGCCGCCGUGGCCCCCUUGCUCUUCGGCGCCCGCGCCGUGCUGUACGACGGCUCGCCCUUCCAGCCCGACGCCCGCGUGCUGGCGCGCCUGGUCGAGCGGCAGCGCGUCACCAAGCUCGGCAUCAGCCCGCGCUGGAUGUUCGAGUUUGCCAAGGCCGGCCUGGCGCCGCGCGACGUGGCCGACGUGUCGAGCCUCGAGGUCGUGACGAGCACGGGCAUGGUCCUGUCGGACCAGCUGUUCGAGUGGUUCUACGACCGGGGGUUCCCCGCGCACGUCCAGCUCGGCAACAUCUCGGGCGGCACCGACAUCGCGGGCUGCUUCGGCCUGCUCAACCCGCUGACCCCGGUCUACGUCGGCGGCACGCAGGGCCCGUCCCUGGGCGUCGACGUCCGCAUCUUCGACUCCCUGCAGGAGGAGGAGGACGGCGCCGCGGGCCGCGAGGUCGACGCCGGCACGCCGGGCGAGCUCGUCGCCGCGCACCCCUUCCCCAACGUGCCCUGCUUCUUCUGGGGCGACGGGGAUGGCCCGCCGCCGGGCCCGCGGUACCGCGCCGCCUACUUCGCGCGGUUCCGGCACGUCUGGGCCCACGGCGACUUCUGCGCCGUGCACCCGGCCACGGGCUCCAUCGCCUUCCUCGGCCGCGCCGACGGCGUGCUGAACCCGUCCGGAGUGCGCUUCGGGUCCGCCGAGAUCUACGGCGUCGUGGAGCGGCGGUUCGCGGACCGCGUGGCCGAGUCGCUGUGCGUCGGCCAGCGGCGGCCCGGGGUCGACCACGACGAGCGCGUCGUGCUCUUCCUGCUGAUGCGGCCCGGCCACCGGUUCGACGGGGCGCUCGUGCGGGAGCUGAGGGAGGCCAUCUCGCGGGACCUGAGCAAGAGGCACGUGCCCAGGUUCAUCUUUGAGACGCCUGAGAUUCCGACAACGAUCAACGGCAAGAAGGUCGAGUUGCCCGUCAAGCAGAUCGUCUCGGGCCAGAAGAUCAAGGCGAGCGGCACGCUGGCCAACCCGCAGAGUCUAGAGUACUACUACCAGUUUGCCCAGGUGGAGGAGCUGGUGGAUGCGAAGGGGAAGCUGUAG
Messenger RNA from Thyridium curvatum, 2064 nucleotides. RefSeq lists its product as uncharacterized. Gene Ontology annotation, cellular component: cytosol. The coding region runs from base 1 to 2064 and encodes 687 amino acids. NCBI's taxonomy places the organism in Eukaryota, Fungi, Ascomycota, Sordariomycetes, Thyridiales, Thyridiaceae. The record is from RefSeq and is a predicted model, not a curated record. The transcript has 4 exons. Gene Ontology annotation, biological process: lipid metabolic process. Gene Ontology annotation, molecular function: acetoacetate-CoA ligase activity.